This is a messenger RNA of Drosophila ananassae, 1460 nucleotides long. RefSeq lists its product as uncharacterized. Bases 151 to 1383 code for a protein of 410 amino acids. The transcript has 4 exons. Lineage: Eukaryota; Metazoa; Arthropoda; Insecta; Diptera; Drosophilidae. The record is from RefSeq and is a predicted model, not a curated record.
AGGUUCUUCAAUUUCUAAAAGCUUUUUGGGCAAAUAUAAAGACCGCUUUCAGCUUUAGACCAACGACAUUACAACCCGCAGUUGUAUUUCACAAGCGAAUUUCACACGUUGCCUAAUAGUUAAUAUUCCCAAACAGCCCAUUUAUCAAUAAUGACUGAUAAAGUUCCCGAGUGGCUAACCGCAGAAGUGUUUGAAGAUGUGCUUAGGAGGAAUGUGGAUGGAUUUGUGAAGGUCAGGAGUUUCAAACCUGAGCUGGGAUCGGGAGCAGGCGAUAACUAUGCCACUAUUAUGUUGAGAGUUAAAAUCGAAGUCGAGCUAAAAGACGACAAAAUCGACGAUGUGUCUUAUAUGGUAAAGUUGCCCCAUCAGGUGGCUAUUUACAAGGAAAUGAUAAAGAACUCAAACAUCUUCGACACUGAGCGAAUUAUGUACAAGGACGUAGUUCCUGAAAUGGAGGCAAUGUACAAAGAAGUUGGUGUGGAUAUAACAUUCGGUGCUAAAUCCUACGAUCUUAAGAACGCAAAGUCUGACUAUGUAGUCCUGGAGGAUUUAGGUCCGAAAGGUUUUAAAAAUGCCAGCCGCUUGGAGGGACUCGAUCAAAUUCACACCGAACGAGUCCUUAAGAAGUUGGCCCAGUGGCAUGCAGCUUCAGCUGUCAGAGUAGCUACAAAAGGUCCCUAUCCGCGAGCCCAUACAAUGGGAAUGUUCAACCCAACUACUCGGCCGAUAAUGAAAGAUAUUUCCAAAGGCAUGGGUGCAAAAUUUCUUAAAUGCUGCGAAAGUUUUGAAGGUAAAGAGGCCUACAUAGAGAAGGUGAAAGCACUGCAGCCACAAGUGGUGGACUUAGUGUUUGAUUUGUUUUCCAAUCUUAAGGAAACGGAAUUCAACGUCCUGAACCAUGGGGACUUUUGGUGCAACAAUAUUAUGUUUCAAUACGAUGAUCUUGGCCACAUCACGGAGGUUUAUUUAAUCGACUUUCAGUUUCCCAAUUACGGAACUGUUGCCCAGGAUCUAACCAAUUUUUUGAUCUCAUCCACAAAGCUGGAGGAUAAGCUAAACAAGUUCGAUUACUAUAUCAAAGUAUACCACGACAACCUUGUGGAGCACCUGAAGAUCCUCCAGUACCCUAAGGCACUUCCCACUUUGCGGGAUAUUCAUAAAUCGCUCUUCCGGAGUGGCGUCUCUGGAUUUGCUGUUGCUUCCGGAGGAAUGGCCGCUGUUCUCAUGGAUCCUACCGAAGACGCCAGCUUGGAGAACUUUGUAGGAAGUGGUUCCGAUGGGGUCGACUUCCAAUUGCAGAUGUUCCAAAAUCCCCGCUAUAGGAAGCACAUAGAGGUGGUCCUGCCUUGGCUGCUCAAUCGCGGCGCGUUGGAUAUUAAUUAAGAUUUUGUCUGCCUGAAACUAUUAAAUAAGCAUUAAAGCUUUUUAAAUGAAUUUUAUUGAAAUAAAAAAUUGUCAUU